Molecule: messenger RNA, 1014 nt
Organism: Pecten maximus
Lineage: Eukaryota; Metazoa; Mollusca; Bivalvia; Pectinida; Pectinidae
Product: vitamin K-dependent gamma-carboxylase-like
Exons: 7
Coding region: 21-956 (311 amino acids)
Biological process (GO): peptidyl-glutamic acid carboxylation
Molecular function (GO): vitamin binding; gamma-glutamyl carboxylase activity
Source: RefSeq, a predicted model, not a curated record
UAUACGGAUACAGCUGGAACAUGAUGAUUUAUUACCCUGAUCCGUAUAUCAAAAUAUAUAUCAAGGAUCUCGAAAAUGGAGAAAAAACAGAUAUUUCAAAACUGGUUUCCGGUAAGAGCGAACGUAAUCGGUGGUCCUUCAAUCCGUCCAUGCUGAUUCAAUACAGCAAAUGUCUUGCCGCCAAAGUGGACACCGACGGCUCUAUGGCUGGAACAUUCGCAAUUACUUACGACAUAUGGGUGAAAGUGAACACGCGAUUUAGACGCAGACUCUACGAUCCUGAUAAGGACAUGUUAACAGCAGAGUGGGGCCUGUUCUCGAAAACCGAUUGGGUACUUCCGCCUUUACCGGAUUACUGGGAAAUGCGGGACAAGAAAAUGGAAAUGAUUUACAAGUUCAACGAAACUGUCUUUAGAUUUCAGGCAGACCUCCCAGGAUACACAGACGUGAUUCGCCUGGAUAACAAAACAGAUUUAACAAUCGGAGUGAUCAAAGGGAGAAUAAGUCUCGAGGAUCCUGUGUUAUCUAAAAAUACCACGCUGGAGGAGGGAGAGUCAUUUCAGCUUCCACCAAGAGAACAGUUUUUAGUACAUACAAUCUCCGACGAGCCAUCAUAUAUAAGUAUCAGUCAGCCAAUGGAUAGGAAGUUUGAGAGGUACCUGAAAGCAGUUGAAGCAAAGGAAAAUGGCGAAGAUCCCGACGGAGAGUUAAUGAAGGAAUUUAGCAGGGAUGAUAAGGACGUAUAUAGGUUUGACCAAUUGAUAGAUGACCGUAAAAAGCAGAAGGAGACUCCAUUCGGACCGAGCUGGACAUGGGAUGGCUUUGUCGUCUUCAUAAAGACAAAAAUCUUCUUGUUCAAACAUGGAAUGAUCUAUGCUUUUGCUGCUAUACGUAGUAUACUUGGAGGAAAGUCGUUUGAAGAAUAUGCCAAAAGUUCGAAGACGUAUUUUGGUUAAUCAUUUUACCUGUAGCAAAAUAAUAUAUCUCUUUCGAUAAUAAAUGAACGUCACUUGA